AGAGGAAAGCUAGUGAAACGAGUCGGACCGGUAUUGGAAAAUAAUGAUUAGCGAUAUGAGCGUUUGAACGGAGUUGACUAGGAUAAUAAAAUUGCUAAACCGGAAUCCUAUUAAUUCUUGAAUGUAUUAUCAAGUUCGCGUGUAGGUAAUAUUCGCGUUGACAGUUAAACAUAAGAUACCGACAGAAUUGUUCGUCGGAUUCCAAGGCGCGCUCGAUCCCAGUCUGUUUUUCGUUAUCGUUCUUUUUUGCGGUUUUUGUGUUCGAGGUCGAUGAGAGAAGAAUGGUUGCUUAGGUUUUGAAUUGAUUUUGGUGUUUGUGAAUCGUUUCAGUUUCUUACGAAGAUGAAGUUGAUUCCGGUAAUUUAUUUCGGGUUUACCGGUAUGGACUGCAGGUUUUCUUCAUCUAUGCUUCCUUGGAUAGUGUCGGAGAUAAGGAAGAGAGACUUUUGCGAGAAGCUAAGCCUUGGAGUUGAAUAUGGAACCUUACAAGCUUACAACCAAGAUUUCGAACUACAAUUUUCACACAAGAUCGGUCAGAUGAUAAGAUUCUCACAAGCUGAUCUUGAUGGAGCUACGUUUUUAUAUAUUCUCAAAGAUGACAAUGAAAAACUCCUAUACUGUUAUAUGUAUCAAGCUCAAAAUCCUAAAGAUGUUGCCGAACUCUACAAACAAAUGAAUGACCAAACAAAUAUGCAUACAUCGAAGUCAUUGAGUAGCACCAACCUCACCUCAUUAUGUACAGACAUUUCUCCAAGUUUGAGUAACUUUUUCGAGGUUCUUUAUGUUGGAAACAGAAGAAUAGAAGACAAAAAUGUACCUGAAUCUUUUAUAGAUGAAUCAGUAGAAAAAUUUAGAGAUCAUGAUAAAGAGAAAAGACAGAAAAAAUUAUUAGUGAAUAUUGGACGUCUCAAGAGUGAGGACUUGUUGAUAAGAAGAGGAUCUGCUGACUCAGCAGCAAGUGAAGGGAGUUCUUCAGAUAGCAUAGUUUUCCAACCUCUCCAACGUUCUGUUUCUUCAGCCUCUAAUUUAGGGGGUAGAACCCCAGAGAUCCAGUCGUCAGAUGAAAAUUACGAGGUUGAAAAGUUUAGGGUAGAAGAAGCCAGUCGUAAAGGAGAGAACAAGGACGAUGAAGAUCAGAAUAGAACCAUGCUUUUACAAGUGGAUAAGACUGAUCUAAGGCUCAUAAGUCCAGAUAGGAAAAAAAUAUUAAUGCAUAAAAGUCACAGGGAGAGUGUUUCUUGCCAUCAGGGUAUUGUAAAUAAGGACCAUUUUUGCUUUAUCUGUAAGGAAACCAAGAAAGGCCAAGGAUAUGUGGGAUAUUUCUUUAGGUGUAAAUCAGAUUCUAUCACUAGUGACACAGUAGCAGCUAUAAAUCAAGCAUUCACGACUGCCGAAUCAAGGCCCAAAACAACCAUAAUUUCUUGUGAUCACUGCCCCAUGGUUUGGUUCCACAAACUAUGUACAGAAAUAGAAAACCUAUCCGAUAAGAAAACGCAAGCUGCAAUAAUUCGGAAGAUAGAUCAGUUGGAUGAAGAGGAGCAAAAAACAAUCAUGACAAAAUUCAACGGAGCUGAAACAAACUCAGUAGUUGAACAAAACGAGUUUUUGAUGAUGCUUCUCAGGACGCAUUGUGAGAUGAAGCAGGGUAGGCAUGUUCACGAUUCUGCUGAAAAUAGGUCAGAAUUCCUGAACCAAUAUCUCGGUGGAACAGCCAUAUUCACGAAAGCUAAGAGAUCUUUAAGUAAUUCAUUCGAAAUGCUGAAGAAAAGGGCAAGUCGAGACGAUUUCAGUGCUACGCUCCGAGAAAUGAAGCUUCCAUUGAACAAAGAACCCUCUUCCUAUUCCCCUUCGAGAAUCUCCAAUAACGAUCAAUCAGAUAGGGAAUCAGAAGGAAUGAGGUCUAGAUCAUCAACCAUCGGUUCUCAGGAUUCGGAAUUUUAUUUAACAGCAAACAAAAAUAGUUCUUCUGAUAAGCAGACAGAAAAAUCUUUGAAAUCACCCAUGAUGGAUAUAUUUUUCAAAGUUGGUUCUCCCAAACCGAACAAAGACGAACCAUCCCCAAGGAACUUGGAUGGUUCUUGGAGACAAGCAAUAUUUAAAAAAGUUGUUUCUACAAACAACAAAGAAACCGAAAUGAGAGUGAAGAAAACUAAAGAAGAAUUAAGGGAGCUAUGGGAGAAAGCUAUACAUCAAGCAAUUCUGUUGGUUAGGAUGGAAAAAGAAAAUGCAAGACUAAGAGCUAAACAAGAGGAAUCUGAAGUGAAAAGAAUCAAGCUGGAGUACGAUGAAAUGAGGCCGAGUCAGAGGGAAGUGUCACAAGUUUGGGAUCUCAUAUUAAACAAAGAAACUGGAAAGAAAGUAGAUAAAAUCAUUCUGUACAACGCUAUUCGUCAAGGUAUACCAAGAGGAAAGCGAGGUGAUGCAUGGCAGUUCCUCGCCUAUCAGUUUUGUAUGACCAAACCACCAAUAGAUACCGCACCAUUCCCUCAUUACAACACUCCAUAUGAAACUUUACUGAAAGAACUAACAUUGCAUCAACAUGCAAUUUUAAUCGAUCUUGGCAGAACUUUUCCGAAUCACUCUUACUUCAGCAGUCCAUUAGGACCUGGUCAAUUAGCUUUGUUCAACCUGCUGAAGGCUUAUUCUCUCUUGGAUCCCGAAGUGGGUUACUGUCAAGGUCUCAGCUUCGUAGUGGGGGUUCUUCUUCUUCAUAUGGAGGAAGCUCAAGCAUUCUUCCUGCUGAGACAUUUGAUGUUUGGAAGAGAAUUGCGGAAGCAAUACCUUCCAGACAUGACUGGACUCCAGAUAAGGCUUUUUCAGCUGUCUAGACUUCUACAUGAUAAGUUACCAGACUUGUACGAUCAUUUCAAUAAUUAUGACAUAUCACCAACAUUAUAUGCAGCUCCUUGGAUACUCACUAUAUUUGCAUCUCAAUUUCCACUGGGAUUCGUAACCAGGGUGUUUGAUCUUCUGUUCAUGGAAGGUUUGGACGUAGUUUUCAACGUUGCUUUGGCUCUUCUUUCUAUCCACAAAGAGAAUUUAAUAAAAUGUGCUAGUUUCGAAGAAAUCAUGGAUUAUCUGAAAAUUACACUAACUCAAGUAGAUAAUACAACGUUGGAGAAAAUAAUGAAAAUGGUAUACGUCACGGAUAUCAGCAAGCAACUUUUCGAAUAUAAAGUUGAAUAUCACGUUAUUCAAGAGGAGAUGAUGGCCGUGCAACCUCAAGUAGAUCAAGCUCAUAAGUUAGACCUGGAAAACAAACGGCUCAAAGAACAAAAUAAGAAACUCCAAGCACAGUUGGAUCAAAUAAUGGCCAACUAUCAAGGACUAGAAACAAUGAGGAAAGUACAACAGUCUGAAUUGAAUAGACAGGAUGCAGAAAAAAGAGGUCUCGAAGUGACUAUAUCGACCUUAGGGCACUUUAUAAACGACUUAAUAGAAGAGAAAAAGGUCACAGAAAUACCAGGAGAUGUACGCCGUAUAGUAUCGGAGAUAAUUUUCGUAGAGAAAAGAAAACACGGAAAUCUACUGCAAAGAUCAAGGAACAACAUGCCACCCAAUAAGCCUUUGAUCAAGUCUCAAAGUACCGGAAGAUUACAACUAAACACCAAUACUUAUCAUGAGGAAAUACGGUUUAAUAGUUUGAACUCACAAACUAGGGAUGACUUGCAGAGGAAUGUGCAGAGGACGUCAAAUUUCUUUUCAAACCAACACAACAAUAUAUUGAAACAAAAACUAUAUCAUAAUGUUUCUCCGAAUUUGAGCAAUAUAGAUAUAACUAUUCAAGAAACGGACAAUGAGGAAAAUGAGAAAAAUAACAAUAUUAAUGAUAUUAACACAAGAAUUAUUAGUAACACGCCAAGUAGCCCCAACAAUAAUACACCAGCAUUGAUAAUACCAACUCAAACUCUAGAAGAAACUACAGAUACCAAGAGCUUAGAUAACCACCCACUCAGUAAUUGUGAUGUCGCUUUCACAUUCAAUGGAACAAGGGAAUUGAAACAUAUUAAAAACAAUAGAUCCCUCUCAAGGAAUUCUAGUCCUAACCUCAUUAACCCUCAGUGAAGUAGUGAUAUGGAUACAUUGGUGAUAUGAUGACAUGGGGCUUCAAAAAAAUUUUUUUUUUAUUUUUCGGGCUUAGUUAACUGAUAUUCAAAUUAUAUUUGCUUCGUGAUUAGUUCCAGUCUAAUUGAGUACAGUUAGCAUAGUUCAAUAGAAGACUGUUUUGUAUUUGAGUUUGUGAGUAACUCAAUAAAUCACCUUAGUAAAAUAAAGAAAAAUAAACGCAUAUGUGAUAUUGCAAUAUAAAAACUAUAUUAUAUGUAAUAAACACGAGUCAAAUUUGAACAAAUAAAUAGGCAGGGCUAUCUCUUGAUAGAAAUUUUUGAAUUAUCAAAAAAACUAUAGAAUAUUGAAAGCUUAAUUUGCUUCACUCACUGCCUGCACAAAAAUUGGAAAGUACCAUCAAAUGCUUGAGUCUUGAAAGCUCAAGAGCGAUCCUGAAUAUUCUUAAAUAAAUGAUCAUUGCUCAUGGGCUCAGCAUAAUCAAUUCUAAGAUAGUCUUUCCGACAUUGACACUAUAGUCGAUGAAAUUGAAAUUAUUGAACGCCCAUAUUUUGAUAAAGAUAUAAUAUAAAAAGUCUCUAAAGAAUUUAAAUGAUUUUGUGUACCUAUUAUGGAAGACCUGAAUAUUGAGAACGAGAAUAUCAGAUUGUUUGUAAAUAUUUUAGUUAUGAUAGUUAAUAUAUGUUUAGUUAUUUUCAAUUCUGGGUAUAUUAUAUCCAUAUAGAGCUGAAUAGUUCCAUUUUCGUGUGAUAAUAUUUUGUUAUAUACAUUCAAUAAAUCAAAUAAGAAAUUUUAA
Messenger RNA from Harmonia axyridis, 4861 nucleotides. It is a transcript of the gene plx, whose product is annotated as TBC1 domain family member 1. The transcript is spliced from 17 exons. The record is from RefSeq and is a predicted model, not a curated record. Bases 343 to 4065 code for a protein of 1240 amino acids. NCBI's taxonomy places the organism in Eukaryota, Metazoa, Arthropoda, Insecta, Coleoptera, Coccinellidae.